Messenger RNA from Lagenorhynchus albirostris (white-beaked dolphin), 1982 nucleotides. It is a transcript of the gene FLYWCH2, whose product is annotated as FLYWCH family member 2. NCBI's taxonomy places the organism in Eukaryota, Metazoa, Chordata, Mammalia, Artiodactyla, Delphinidae. Bases 1084 to 1647 code for a protein of 187 amino acids. The transcript has 3 exons. The record is from RefSeq and is a predicted model, not a curated record.
UUUCUGCUGGGCCCCAUGUCCCCCCAGGUCCCAGGUACCACCAUGUUGCCUGCCCUGUGAGGCAGGAUGGGCAGAGCUGGGAAGGACCACAUGGGAGGAGUAGGGGUUAGCUUAUCCAGGGGCUGGACCAGGGACAGGAGGGAUAAUGAGACAUCAAUCCCAGGGGUGCCUGUGGUCAGGUGACUUGCUACCAGGAAGCAUUUACCUGAGGCUACACCCCCUGGAGGUGGGGGUCCUCCUCUGUCGCAGUUGGGAGGUCUCUGCUUUCGUGUCUAGUUGUCUGGUCUCUGCUUUCAUGUCUAGUUGACUGAGAAGGGGAGCUUGCAGGGGGCAAGGCACCCCAACCAUGCACUGGCCUUGCACCUCAGGCUCCUCUCAUGGAUGAAGGGGUCUUUGAAGACUUUUGGGUGCGGGGCAUGGACACCUCAAGCCAUGUGCAUUGGAGGCGCCCAGAGAAACACAACUAAAAGCCAGGUUGGAGAAACAGGUCUAGGGGGCCAAGUAAGAGUGUACGGGCCUUGGUGCUGCCUGAGUCCUGGACAGGGAGGAUGAGAUGUCUGCCAAGGCGGCAAUCUUGUUUCUGGGCCAAACUGGAAACUGAGAAAGACCCCGCCAUCUGCCCACCACCCAAUCACCCCCAACAGACAAAACAGCUAGCCCACACUGAUGCCCCAGAGCCCCGGUCUCCAGGCCAGCGCUGCCCCUGUCAUCCAUUUUUUUCUUUUCUUUUUUUUUUUUUUUUUUGGCCAUGCCAUGUGGCUUGUGGGAUCUUAGUUCCCUGACCAGACAUUGAACCCGGGCCCCCGGCAGUGAAAGUGCAGAGUCCUAAUCAUUGGACCACCAGGGAAUUCCCUGUCAUCCAUCCUUUCUGCUUCUCCAGACCAGAAGCCAGGGAGCCCUCAGUGACCACAGAUUCUCCGGACACCUCCACAGCCCUGUACCCACUCAGCUGAGGCAGAGCCAGCACCAGCUCAGACACAAGGACGGAGCCCUUGAACUGCUGGGUUCCUUCCAGGGAGGUGGAGGAGAAAUCCAUCUGCUGGGGCCUGAGCGUGGCCUGGGGGCCAGGCCAUCGGUCCCAGAAUGCCCCUGCCCGAGCCCAGUGAGCAGGAGGGCGAGAGCGUGAAGGCCGGCCAGGAGCCCUCCCCUGAGUCCCCUGAGCCGGGCACAGAUGUCGUCCCCGCAGCCCCCAGGAAGCCCAGAAAGUUCUCCAAACUGGUGCUGCUGACAGCCUCCAAGGACAGUGCCAAAGUGGCGGGGGCCAAGCGCAAAGGAGUGCACUGCAUCAUGUCCCUGGGGGUGCCCGGCCCCGCCACCCUUGCCAAAGCCCUCCUCAAGAUCCAUCCCGAGGCUCAGCGGGCCAUCGAGGCCGCCCCCCAGGAGCCUGAGCAAAAACGCAGCAAGCUGGACACAGACCUGUCCACGGCCCUCCCCACCUCCUGCCCCGUCCUGGGCCAGGCAGCGGGGAGGGAGCAGCAGCUUCCUGAUGCUCAGCCCAGAUUUGGCCCAAAGUUUCCUGGAAACAGCCUCUGUGUCCCUGGGCCAGUGGCCUUUGGGACCAUGUCUCUGGAGUCAGCAAUCCCUGCCCCUGCUCUGGCAGCUGGGACCCCCAGGUUUGCCCCCCACCCCUUCCCCCUUUUCCUUUGACAACAGCCUGACCCAUCCCCUUCUCUUCCAGACGGAAAAGAAGAUGGAAGGUUGGCAGGACAGCCUGCCCCCAGUCCCUUGGUGGAUGGGGAGGAGUCCACCAUGGGCCCCAUCGUGUCCAGGGAGGACCCGUAGCCCUGACAACUGAGGGUGCAUCCUGGCUGGGUCAGUGAACUUGGCUGCAACUUCUACACGUUCCACUGGGCUUCUGCCUGCGGCCCAGCCGCUGACUGAUUUUCACUUUCAACGUUGUAAUCUUUUUCUGAUCAAGCAUAAUUUACUUUUGUAAGCAGAAAAAAAAAUUAAAAAGAGAAUAAAAGAAGCUGUACACUAGA